AUGAGGGUCACCUUAGGUCAACCAGGCUCGGGUGUGGGAGGCGCGGAUCGCCUGCUUCCUCUGGCGAUGUCAACAGGAGGACUGCGACAGGAAGGUACAGCUUCCGUUUUGCCAACGAACGGAUGCGAUUUUUAUGGCACUAACCUGAUUGAUAGAUGCCACAGGCUCUUCCCUGAUGGAGGAGGCCAUGGUGGAAGCAUAUCGGCUGGUGGUGACCUCGCGCAUAAAGUCUGUUUCGGAGUAGGAGUACCCUCCACAUUCGGCCAUCGCAGCGGCUAUGGCUGGGUACUGAAUGCAAUGACGGCUGUGAACAUGAUGGAGAGUGUGGGUGUAGACAUCAUAGACGAGAUGGAAAUAUUGGACGAGACAGAAAAUGAGCCUGAAGACAAACAUGAAAGUCAGAAUGGUCAAGACGAUGCUCCAGUAAAUGAAGAAAAGACCUCUGCCGAGACCUUUUCACAUGAGAAUGAUCAGUUAUUCCAAGAGGAGGGAGUGAACUUCAUGGAGAGUGUGGGUGUAGACAUCAUAGACGAGAUGGAAAUAUUGGACGAGACAGAAGCAGAGGCAGAAGACAAACAUAAAAGUCUGAAUAGUAAGUAAAAGUAUUCUAGGAUUCUUUUUU
Molecule: messenger RNA, 622 nt
Organism: Penaeus vannamei (Pacific white shrimp)
Lineage: Eukaryota; Metazoa; Arthropoda; Malacostraca; Decapoda; Penaeidae
Source: RefSeq, a predicted model, not a curated record